Messenger RNA from Salvia splendens (bonfire salvia), 921 nucleotides. RefSeq names its product NAC domain-containing protein 90. Bases 42 to 665 code for a protein of 207 amino acids. Gene Ontology annotation, molecular function: DNA binding. Gene Ontology annotation, biological process: regulation of DNA-templated transcription. NCBI's taxonomy places the organism in Eukaryota, Viridiplantae, Streptophyta, Magnoliopsida, Lamiales, Lamiaceae. The transcript is spliced from 3 exons. The record is from RefSeq and is a predicted model, not a curated record.
AACUAAUAUUACUACUCCAACUUAAUUGAUUUGAUUCGACAAUGGAUGAGGUGCUACCAGGUUUUAGGUUCUAUCCCACCGAAGAGGAACUGAUAUCAUUCUAUCUCCAUCACAAGCUCAGAGGCACGAGAUUGGAGGACAUCGACACCCUCAUCCCUCUCCUCGACAUUUACCAAUACAAUCCAUGGGAUCUUCCACAAGUAGGUAGUGCGGAGAGCGAGCAGUGGUUCUUCUUCAGUCGGCAGCAAGAAAGGGAAGCGCGCGGGGGAAGGCCGAACCGCCUCACGGCCGAGGGCUACUGGAAGGCGACAGGCUCCCCCGGCGACGUCUACUCUUCGCAGAAUUGUGUGAUCGGCCGGAAAAGAACCAUGGUUUACUACGUUGGGAGGGCUCCAAACGGGACCAAAACCCCUUGGAAAAUGAACGAGUACAAGGCUGUUCAUUCUCCUCCAAAUCCUCAGUUAAGGGAAGAGUUGAGCAUUUGCCGAAUAUACAAGAAGGCAAGAAACAUCACGGAAUUCAACCGGCGGCCGCCUCUCCGUGAACAAGACACAGCCGUGCCGCUCAUCAACCAUCCAUCACCAGCUGAGAGUUCGAUGGCCAACGUUGUUAAUCCGGGAUUUCAUCAUCAAUCACUGCAAAAUGAAAAUGAAAACGAAAACUAAAAUGAUAGGGAUAGUGAAUCCUAUUGGUAAUCAAAAUAGUAUGAUAUAUGUAUACAUGUAAUUUUACACAAGAGGAAGCGCAACAUCACCAGCCAACAAGCAACAACUCAACGCAGCCACUUAUCUUGGAGAUUAUACUAUCUCAGACAGUAUCUUAUUUAAUUUAGUACUAGUAUAUUAAUGUUAUUGAGUCGAGUAUAUUAUUAUAAACGCCUUCACAGGUUAUCUUUGUCGGUUCUUUCCAAGUCAAGAGUUA